Lates calcarifer (barramundi perch) is the source of this 2437-nucleotide messenger RNA. Its product is annotated as homeobox expressed in ES cells 1. Bases 1456 to 2043 code for a protein of 195 amino acids. Gene Ontology annotation, molecular function: DNA-binding transcription repressor activity, RNA polymerase II-specific; RNA polymerase II cis-regulatory region sequence-specific DNA binding. The record is from RefSeq and is a predicted model, not a curated record. Lineage: Eukaryota; Metazoa; Chordata; Actinopteri; Centropomidae. Gene Ontology annotation, biological process: regulation of transcription by RNA polymerase II; pituitary gland development; forebrain development. Gene Ontology annotation, cellular component: nucleus. The transcript has 4 exons.
UUUUUAUUUAUGCUAAACAUACAUCGCUGUGCUGAUAAUAUGUACUAUGAAAUAAUGCUGUCAACAUUAAAGUCAUUAAGUCUUAAUAUAAGGACUGGAAGCUGUAGAGCCCACCACUACCAUGGAAACAGAGAUAUUCAUAUACAGUAUCCUGCUGAUUUACCUUCUACAUAAAUAACAAUGUAGAAAUGACAGUUUGUGGUUUUAGGGGAAGUUACAUGCUUGAACUAUUUCUUGGCAAACAACAGAGCAAACAGGCGCAGUGACCGUGCUCAACUUCCUGAAGUCUUCUUGUUACACUGAGGUUUCCCUCUUCUUCCAGACUUUAUGCUAAGCUAAGCUAAUCACUCUCUUGCUCCAGUUUAGUAAUAAGUGCAUUUCCUAAACUGAUCAGCUGUUCCUUCAACUGUACUCCACAGUCACACAGAGGCAGGGUUUAGGAGCCCUUCCUCUGUGCCUCCAGUCAUCACAUCCUUACAUCCACCCUUCCUUUCACUGAGGGUUAAAUAAACAAGUGUGCUGUUGGUUUAAAGCUGCUACAGGCCUUCAUUAGGAGCUAAUCUGGUUCUGAAAAGGUUUUCCUCCCUGCUGCUUCAACCUGCAUUCAGACGCGACGAGCUUCAUCUGCAUCACAACACACACAGAUUAGGCUAAUAGCAUUAGCGGAUCUCAGUGGAUCAUUAUUAUUGCCAUCAUUAUCAUUAUCAUUAUUAUUAGUUUAAACUCAGUCACAGAGUUGUAGCAGGAGGAUGGACGCAUUUUUAGUGUGAAAACUAAACAGAUUUUCUACUUUGGUAAUUUAGAAGAAAAGGAGGAGAUUCUGUUUUGUGUUUGCAUCAUGGUGACAGUUUUUAAAAAAGGCUCCUCAUCCUAAUCUCACACACACACACUCACGCAGAAUAUCACCUGAGGGAAAACGCAGACACAGACACACACUCUCAUACAAUCACACAUACGUACAAAUGCAUUAGGGUGAAGUGUUUUUGUUUCUUUAAAACUUUGUAAUUACUCUCUCUUUUUGCAGAGUUUGAUUGUGAAACUGUGUAAACUAAAAAUGUAAAUAUGCUAUCUUUAAGUAACAACAGACACACACACUCAGCAGAGAUUAGCUGCUGUAUGGAACCUCAGGGAAUCUCAUUCACAUGGAAAACCACUUCUUAAUUCUAAUUGGUGGCCAGUGUAAAUCCUCCACUCCCAUUUAAACAAGCCGUCAGCAGUUUGUCUUCCUGCUGCUUCACAUGUUCCUCAGACUAAACCAUCCAUUCACCUCUCACUUUAUUUCAUACCACAGACCCAAAGUUAAGGACCUGUGAGAUUUUCACUAAAAGCAAAUCAACCUGUGGAGCUGUUUUUUUUUCCCACUGUGAAAUCAGAAUAAUUUGUUUUGGUUGUUGUCAGCAGUUUGGUAAACAGCUCUCAGGGCUGUUUGUUGAUCAGUUAGUCAGAUCAGUCGUUAUGGCAUCCACUCUGGCUCCUGUGACAGCAGAGAGCAGGCCACCAUUUUCCAUCGAUCGGAUUCUGGGUUUGGAGCUGGAAAGACCUGGAAACUGCCUGAAACUCCACCGACCGUGGGCAGAGAUCGGAGCAGAGAAGGAGAACAGAGGAAACAGUCUCUGCUCCAAACAACAGCACCACCAUCAUCCUCAGCAGAUCAACUCUCACAGGCCAACAUCAAGCUGGUAUGUUGGACGCAGACCACGCACUGCCUUCACCAACAGCCAGGUGAAUGUCCUGGAGACGGUGUUUCAGGUGAACUGUUAUCCAGGUAUCCAGCUGAGGGAACAGCUGGCAGGGAGGCUCGACCUGGACGAGGACAGAAUCCAGAUCUGGUUUCAGAACCGGCGAGCCAAGCUGAGGCGUUCCCUCAGAGAAACCCGCCUGAAGCUGGUCCAGACGGCCGUGUCUGACCUCAGGGUCAGACACCAGGUCAUAGGUCAACUGAAGGCCAAUUGGAACGUACGAGAUGACCCGGAGCUCAGCCAGCGGCUCACCUCUCAUCUCCAGCUGCAGGUGGAGGAGGAGGAGGAGGAGGAGGAGGAGUGAUGCUGAUGAAGGACUUGAGGGCUUGCCUCUUUCACCAUUCAACCUAUUUCUCAUCUUGUGCACGACUGUUGUCUGUAUAUAAUCGGUUUCUCCCAUCCUCUUUCUUUCUUCUGCCUUCCUUCCAAAUGUUGUACAAAAGGACAAAUGUACAAAUAACUGCUGAUAAAUGAAGGUCUCAUUUGCUCAUAAAACCUCAUGUAACAGUGCUUGUUUUUGGCUUUAACACUAAACUGGAUCCCUCUGAUUGUCAGUAAUAUAGCGGAGGUAUGAAAGUCUGUUGUCCUGAAGAUUUGGUUUGGAGAUCAGACUUUGUUAUGACGAGGUCUGUUCUGGAUCUGCCUCGUUAUAUUAUAGUGUCUUAUUAUGUGAAUAGGUUUCUGUUUUUCUAAUCUGU